This is a messenger RNA of Brassica rapa (field mustard), 755 nucleotides long. Its product is annotated as V-type proton ATPase 16 kDa proteolipid subunit-like. NCBI's taxonomy places the organism in Eukaryota, Viridiplantae, Streptophyta, Magnoliopsida, Brassicales, Brassicaceae. Gene Ontology annotation, molecular function: proton-transporting ATPase activity, rotational mechanism. Gene Ontology annotation, biological process: proton transmembrane transport. The record is from RefSeq and is a predicted model, not a curated record. Gene Ontology annotation, cellular component: proton-transporting V-type ATPase, V0 domain.
UCGAUUGCUUCGAGAAGCUCGAACAAAUCGGUGAAGGAACUUACGGUUAAAUUACUCGAAUCCACUCUCGACUCCUUUGGGUAUUCAAAAAGGCAUAAACUUUCUUACUCGGGAGGAUUGAUCAGUUGUUGGGUUAGAAACAGUUUUUUGAUUGUGGGUUUCAGUUUUUCACAAUGCAUAUCCUUCUGAUUUCGAUGUUAGGUGGUGAAUCAAUAUCUGAAGAGAUGUUUAUUGUUCGUUGUUGUUUGAUGUUGCAGUCAGGUAUGGGAGCAGCGUACGGGACAGCGAAGAGCGGGGUCGGUGUGGCGUCGAUGGGUGUGAUGAGACCAGAGCUUGUGAUGAAAUCGAUUGUUCCCGUGGUUAUGGCUGGUGUGUUGGGUAUUUAUGGUUUGAUCAUUGAUGUCAUCAUCAGUACUGGAAUCAAUCCAAAGGCCAAGUCUUACUAUCUAUUCGAUGGCUAUGCUCAUCUCUCUUCGGGUCUCGCUUGUGGUCUCGCCGGUCUCUCCGCUGGUAUGGCUAUUGGAAUCGUCGGCGACGCAGGUGUCAGAGCGAAUGCACAGCAAUCAAAGCUGUUUGUGGGAAUGAUUUUGAUUCUCAUCUUUGCUGAAGCUACUUGUAAUCCUUUGCUACAAUGGUUUUUAAUUGUAUUGCAUUGUCGUUGCUUUCAUUUUCGUUGAGAUGCAUAUAUGUGGAAUAGAGUAAUUUACUCUUUCUCUUAAAAUUUCAACUUACUAAUUCCUAAGGAUUUCAAAUUA